AUGUGGCUUAGCGAGGAGUGGAUUCAGCAGCACAACUUAUGCCGGGAGCGCCGCUUGUUGAUGCAAGGUGCGCCACACCAUCAAGGCAGCCGAGGCCUUCCCGAGUACAGGGAUGUUUGGUCGGAGUCACAUGAAGACCAGGAAUGCAACGACUUCCAGGCAUACUGUAUGGCGCACAAGGGCAGGGCGACGUCCGACGUCUCCUACAACCCGGCGGAUCCACCUGAGGCGUACAGCAACCCGAGCGUCCACACGCGCAUCACUGAGUACACAGAGAUGGGAAAGGCGCUCCAUGGGGACACAUGGGAUCCGGCCACCCAGCCCCUUUCUGGAGAAGCCAUCAUGAGGGCAGGAGGAGGGAAGAAGCACGGCCGUUACUGGAUCGCCAACAGCCUUGUCGACACAGCCAGUACGCCAACUCUCUCCCAGCUUCAGGCAAGGACCACCGACUCGACCCCGCCAAUACGCCCACGGCCUGAGACUUCAGUGGCCAGCGUGCGUGCAAUCCAGGCCCGGAUGGACGAAGAGACGAAGAGGCGGGAGGAGAUCGAGGCGAGGCUGGAGGAGGAGCGGACGCUAAGGCAGGAGCAAGAGCACAGGUGGCAGGAAGAGCGGAUGCAGGAGCGGCAGAGGAUGGAGUAGGCGCUUCUUGCUGAG
Molecule: messenger RNA, 657 nt
Organism: Panicum virgatum (switchgrass)
Lineage: Eukaryota; Viridiplantae; Streptophyta; Magnoliopsida; Poales; Poaceae
Exons: 3
Coding region: 1-642 (213 amino acids)
Biological process (GO): transposition
Source: RefSeq, a predicted model, not a curated record